UCAGCGCGCUGAAUUCAACAGACUGUCGGCUCCGUCGGCUCUCUGACAGCACGGAGGGACCACCGGUUGUUUUAAUGAGUACCACAACUUUGGUUGAUGCAACUAAUCAGCUUGACAACGUGAAAGUUGUAAGUUUUACAGGAAUGGAGGUGGGAAACCAGAAACAAAACAUCGACGUGGAGGUCCAUGUUAAAUCUCACAGCACAGCUAAACUGUCUGAUGUGAGGAUGCAUGUUCUGGCUCUACUGAAACGCCACAGCAUGGUUUUUGGAAACUACAGAUGGACAGAGUUUGAUGAAGAUUUUCUCAGGAAACACGUGGAGUCUGUGGCUAUAGCUGAUAUAGAGGAAAUGGUAACACAGCCCCUUGAUUUGAAAAGCUGCUCUCUCUCUGUUCACAUCUUCACUCUGAAUGAGGAUGGACCCAGCACGCUCAGUUUAGAAGAUGAUGAGGAGCUUUCAGCAGCAAAUCACUGGUUGUUGCCAGCAGCUGAAUUCCAUGGGCUUUGGGAGAGCCUGGUAUAUGAGAGUGGAGUCAAAACCCAGCUCCUGGAUUAUGUCACAACAACAAUUUACUUCUCAGACAAAAACGUCGACAGCAACCUGGUAUCGUGGAACCGUGUUGUGCUGCUUCACGGACCCCCGGGCACAGGAAAAACCUCACUGUGCAAAGCUCUUGCCCAGAAGCUGUCAGUCAGACUGUCAAGUCGGUAUUCUUAUGGCCAAUUUGUCGAGAUAAACAGCCACAGCUUGUUCUCAAAGUGGUUCUCCGAGAGCGGCAAGCUGGUCACAAAGAUGUUUCAAAAGAUCCAACAACUGAUUGAUGACAAAGAUGCUCUUGUAUUCGUUCUGAUUGAUGAGGUGGAGAGUCUGACAGCAGCUAGGAAGGCAUGCCAGGCGGGAACAGAGCCGUCCGACGCCAUUCGAGUGGUCAACUCUGUUCUCACUCAGCUGGAUCAGAUCAAACGACAUUCAAAUGUUGUGAUCCUGACGACCUCCAAUGUGACAGAAAAGAUUGACUUGGCGUUUGUGGACAGAGCUGACAUCAAGCAGUACAUCGGACUCCCGUCUGAGAAAGGCAUCUACAACAUCUACCUCUCCUGCCUCGAGGAGCUGAUGAAGUGCCAGAUCAUCUACCCCAGGCAGCAGCUGUUUACCAUGUUUGAGCUCGAGACGAUGGGGUUUGCGAAAAGUGAGGUGUCUGAACACAGUCUGAACCUGAGGAACAUUGCUCUAAAAAGCAAAGGUUUGAGUGGAAGAGCACUCAGGAAGUUACCAUUUCUAGCCCAUGCACUCUUUGUAAAGUCUCCCACAGUGACUCUUGAGAGGUUUCUGGAGGCUAUGGACCGAGCGGUGGAUAAACAGAAGGAGGAAAAAGCUAACCUGGUCAACGGUGUCUGAACUUAUUACAGUGCCCAAAGGCUGACACGUGAUUGUUCGUGGGCUCUCAGUCCCAUACCCUGUUUUUUUUUUUUUUUUUUUGUAGUUUGGAAAACUACAACCCUUUCAUCUUUUUAUAAAGCUUAAUCAGUUCAUCUGGCCGUACUACAUUAAAUAUAUUGGCAAGUAACAUUGUUUUAACAAAUGCUUUCUAUAACAUUACAUCUUUAUUCAGGUAAUUUUGUUGGUGCUACUACCUUCAGUAAAGGCAGUCUGGUUUCAUACGGAGUACCCGAAGCUUGAAUUUUCUACGUGCUGUUCAGUGUUUACUCUUUUCUCCUUUUCAAAGUGUUUGAUGUUUUUUAUGUAAUGUGCAGCUUUAACCUUAACAGUGCUGGCUGGUUUGUUUGUUUGUUUUUUGGUUCCCAUGUUAAAAGGAUAGUCUGUAUAUUUAUUGGCAUUAACACAGAUAUUGGCUCAGUUUGUGGAUAGUUUAGUUGGUGAUAUCCCACUGAAGGGACAGCUUGUCAGAGAGAAAUCAACAGCACUUCCAAAAUGGGUCUGAGGCCUCUGUGGACAGUGGAAAAUACAGAAAAUAUAAUGCGAUUUGUUGUUGACGGUUAACAUUAAGUGCUAUAUUGUGGAUUUAUUUGUAUUUUUUUGUUAACUUGCCCCAUUUAGCUCUUCUUUUUUCUUUCUGCUGCUUUCUGCUGGCUCUACGGGCAUCUAUAGUCUGAGCUAAUGUCCAUGCAGGACACCAUCUUAUGUCAAAAAAAUGCAAACUGUCCCUUUAACAUGUAUAUUGUUUUUGUACACCGGGAUUGUGUUCAUGUGUUUUAAAAAGGGCCAUCUCUCUUAGUUCAAAGAAAAUGUUAAUUGUUCGUUGUCAGUUCUAUAUUUAUGCUAAUAACAAAUCCUCUUUAAACUCCAGAUUCAUGUGCUCAUUACGACUUUAUUUUGUAUAUUGUAUUGUAAUAAACAAUAUUGUUUAUA
This is a messenger RNA of Toxotes jaculatrix (banded archerfish), 2372 nucleotides long. It is a transcript of the gene trip13, whose product is annotated as thyroid hormone receptor interactor 13. The transcript has 14 exons. Gene Ontology annotation, cellular component: nucleus; chromosome. Gene Ontology annotation, molecular function: ATP hydrolysis activity; ATP binding. Gene Ontology annotation, biological process: reciprocal meiotic recombination; meiotic recombination checkpoint signaling. Lineage: Eukaryota; Metazoa; Chordata; Actinopteri; Toxotidae. Bases 75 to 1400 code for a protein of 441 amino acids. The record is from RefSeq and is a predicted model, not a curated record.